CGGAAGCGCAGCGUGAUUCACGUGACCAGCUGCGGCGCUCGGACUCUCGGUGCCUUUCCCCGUCUGUACCCGAACAUCCAGCGACCCUCUGCGGCCCGCGCACUCAGGACGGACCCGGGGACUGCUUCUGUCUCUCCUCCGCGUUCCGCUCUGCUCUCCGCUCUCCCCGGAGCAGAGGCCCUCCCGCGGCUAGUGCUGACGUCUGUGGCCGCACUGUCGCCUUCCCCCGCCGCUGGAGCAGUAUGGGACCAGGAAGCGCAGCAGCUGUCGGGCGAUGAACGCACAAAGGACCGUUAAACCCGCGCUUCACACGUUACACGAGUGUAGGUCCUGAUCGCAGCCGCGGUAGACGCCUGGAUCCCCGCAGAGAGUGCAGCUGGAGCUCCGGGGCCGCCGGGAGCACGGUCGUUUGUUUUCGCCGUUAGCAUUAGCUUUAGCUCGGCUAGCGCGUUAGGCUCGGGUCGCUCCGGGUGUGAUGACGGGGAUCAGGAUGGGUCUGGCCGGGGCACAGAGGAGAUGUUGGCUCGCAGUUGUGGUCCUCUUCAUGCUGAUUAUGGAGUGCACGGCUCGGAUACACAAGCUAACGCUCAAGAAUGAAACGCGCUUCCUGGUCCAGCUCAACACUUUUGGUUUCUAUGCCAACGGGACCCUGGACGUGAACCUGAUGGCGCUGAGCUUCUCUGAGCAGCAGGUCAACCACCUGGUGGGAUUCAGCCUGUCCAGGUCUCGUGUGAGCGGUGUCCUGUCCUACACAGCCGAGGAGACGGACAGCUGUCCUCUGACCGCCACGAAGUCCACCAACAACGAGCCUCUCAUCCUCUUCUUGCUGGACACCUCCUCACUGCGAGUCAAUGUGAAAGUGAUGGGAGAACAAGACAACAUCCUGACCGGGCGCAGAGUGGAGCCAGAGAAAAGAUCCAAACGAGAGGACACACAGCCCGCUGAAACAAAAGUAACUGUGGCCAAGUCAGUGAUCGCCGCCGCUGCCACUGCACAGAAGAAGACCCCCACACCACAGAAGAAGGCCCCGGGACCAGACCCGGAGAACCCGGAGAACCCGGAGAACCCGGAGAAGCCGGAGAAGCCGGAGAAGCCGGAGAACCCGGAGAACCCGGAGAACCCGGAGAACCCGGAGAACCCGGAGAAGCCGGAGAAGCCGGAGAAGCCGAAGGAGAACCCAGAAGCCAAAGAUAAAGCACAGAGCCCAGUGGAGGAGGUCUCUGCUGUGGAGCUUUUAAAUGUAAAGCAGUUCUCUUUGGCUCUGGGCAAAGUGGACAACUCCUACAACUUCAGUUUCCACCUGACGGUUGGGACGUUGGCUCAGGGCCUCUACAACCUCAACUUCCACUACUGCCCCAAGAUGCUGCCGGGACUGCCCUACUCGCUCAGUGUGGAGGUGACGGAGAAGAACCCAGGGGGGUACCUGUCUGCUGCUGAUAUCCCACUGUCACGCCUCUACAUUGGGAUGGCUGGAGUCUUCUUCACCGCAGCCCUGGUGUGGGUCUACACCCUCAUGAAGCACAGAUACAGUGUGUUUAAGAUCCACUGGCUGAUGGCAGCUCUGGCCUUCACUAAAGCCACCUCUCUGGUCUUCCACAGCAUAAACUACCACUUCAUCAACACAGAGGGCCACCCCAUCGAGGGCUGGGCGGUCAUGUACUACAUCACUCACCUGCUGAAGGGGGCGCUGCUGUUCAUCACACUGGCUCUGAUCGGCACAGGCUGGGCUUUUGUCAAGUACAUCCUGUCAGAUAAAGAGAAGAAGAUCUUCAUGAUUGUCAUCCCUCUGCAGGUGCUGGCGAACGUGGCCUACAUCAUUAUUGAGUCAACGGAGGAGGGCUCCAGUGAGUACUCCCUGUGGAAGCAGAUCCUGUUCCUGGUGGAUCUCAUCUGCUGUGGAGCCAUCCUCUUCCCCGUCGUCUGGUCCAUCCGUCACUUGCAGGAGGCGUCCAGUACUGACGGCAAAGCUGCAGUCAACCUGGAGAAGCUCAAGCUCUUCAGACACUACUACGUCAUGAUCGUGUGUUACAUUUACUUCACGAGGAUCAUAGCCAUUCUCCUGAAGAUCACCAUGCCGUUCCAGUGGCAGUGGUGCUAUGAGUUCCUGGUGGAGGUGUCCACUCUGAUCUUCUUUGUACUGACCGGGUACAACUUCAGACCGGCAUCCAACAACCCGUACCUCCAGCUACCCCAGGACGAGGAGGACGAGGAGAUGGACCAAAUAGUCACCGAGUCCGGAGCACUAGAGGGCAUCUCCCACGUCAAGAAGACCUCCAACGGACGCGACCGCCAGAGGGAGUCCACGCUAUGAGCCACGGGCCAGAAGCGGGACCCCUGACCCGGGGGAGGAGAGGUCCGGACGCCGCCCCCCCUCCCCUCUGAGACUCUGGUGCAGUGGUGAUGUGUCCACUGUCUGACUAUGCAACACACUCCAGCGGGCUCCCCAGUGCUACGCGUGGAUGGACAAUAGAGACAUGACUGCCGCCAUCUCCAAUCUUUUCUUCAUCCCUCUCUUUCGCUCUCUCGCUCUCUCCAAAGAUGACUACACUGCAAAAAAAGUUUCAAUUCAGAAUAUUUCUCUUGUUUUGAGUAGUUACAAUUGUUUCUAUGGUGAUUGCUUAAUACAACUAUUGAUACUUUUAAGUGACGUCAGGCUGGGGGUGUUCUACAUGUGUAUCUAUUGGCGGAAUGUUCAGCAGUUACCAUGGUGACACAUUGCACACAUUUGCAAACACAGAAAAAAGAAAAAAAUGAACCCACGAUCAAUACGGAGGCGUUCAUGAUCUUUUUUAGGUGUUUCAUUCUCAAUGAAAAGGUGAGAGUAGUUCCAAGCAGGUCAGCUCUUUCUGGGCAGAGCUUCGAACAGAGUAGUGCUUUCAGUUAGCUUCAAAUUCCGAGAGAAUGCUGAUGAGUUCAGCUGCAAUGUAUGAAUACGGUCACACACACACACGCGCGCCUGCUACUGGCCUUCCAAAAGAACUAUAAAGCAACAUGGAACAUUACAAUUUAGAGGUACAGUAUGUAACUUUUCUGAUGGAACUUUCCUUGUGCUUGUCUCCAUGGACAUGUUGCUUUUGCCUGAAAUGUUCCAUGGCGUGGCAUUUAACCUCUCCAUCUUGCAUUUACUGUGAGCUGGAUCAGCUUUAGACAAGAGGCGCUGUACAUUAUUUUUACUGCCUUAAAAAUCGUGAAAAAUUGAACUUGUUCAUUUGAAACAGUUUGCAGUGGUCCAAAGUUAUUCCUCACUUCCCUUAUGCAUUCAGAACAUCCUCAUUUUCCACCGCAGCGACUGUUUAAACGCUUUUCACAACCUUCAGAGACCAGUGUGGCAUUAUGCUGUAACUCUAAUGGUAACAACUAGCAUGCUAACCACGGCUACUGGCCUUUUAAUGCCUUAUAUCUCCAUGGAUACGAGAUGGUGGCUGACCCUCCAACAGAAAAGUAACAUAAGUUUUACUUUUGUUACAUAAGACUUACUCAAACCCAGAUGGAUGCUGUGAAUGGACGUGGCCUGAGCUCAACUACAUGACGUCUGGGGGUGUGGUCUUUGCGUCUGGGGGCGUGGUCUUUGCGGUACUCCUCCUGAGCUCUGUGUUUGUGAGUUUUCAUGACGGACUUUUUCUGCUCAGGUUGACUCUUUCUAAGUGGACGUGUAGUUAGUGCACAGUGUGAACCUUAUGGCCUAUACAACAUACAACAUAUGUUUCUUUACACUUAAUCAGGGCUGCACAUACCAUAUGUGGAGAUGGCUCAUGUUUCAUUCAAUAUACAAUACAUUUUUGGACAAAUAAGCGCGAGUAAGUUAUUGUAAUGUAAAUUCCUUUAUUUGAAACUUGUGAAAAUUGAAACCUAGGUGGUGGGCGAUAAGUAUAUUGUUUACUAAAUGAUUUACAUAGUUUUUGUUAAUGACAAAGCAAAAUUAUAAUAUUGAGUGUAUUGUGUUGUAAUAAGAAAAAAAAAAAAGUUGAUGAGUUAGAAAAAUCCAAUAUUUCUGCACUGUUGUGUUAAUUUUAUAAUCCAUUCACUUCACCUCAACCGAGACAUUUACAGGCACGUUUAUCACAUUUGAAUUCUUUACAUUAUUAUUUUUACAAUCUCGCUUUUUUGUCAGUACCACUUCUACCAGACAAACAGACUAAACCAGGAACAAAACAAAACUUCAUUGGAGCGACAUUGGACUGGAAAAGUGUUUCUUUUAAAGAGGGGGGGUUAUGCAAAAUCAGCCUUUUGUGCGUUUCUCCCUCAUCAAAAACAUGCAAAAACAUUUUAGAUGUCAUCCAUGUAUGUCUGAGUAAUUUAGUGAUCUCUUCCAGGCCCUAUUCGGACCCUCUUUACAGUUACCGGUACUGGCCUGUACAAAGCUCCACCCACAAGUCACCCAUUCUCCUGCACGGACAUUAUUUUUUAUAAAUGUACAAAAUCAUGAUACAAAACAAUACACUAUACAACCUCACACACCUGAUGCAGUAAAAGGUCAUGUGAUGUUAGCAGUUACACCCCAUAGAAGUUUAAUAUUCCCUUUUGAAAUAUUUGAAUUUCCAACAGUUUUAGGCUCUGUUUGGAAAUACUGGUCUAAAUCCUAAAAUAACUCUUAAUCUGUAGUUUUGGUGAUAAGUUGGUUGUACUGGCUGAAACGGCACUAACCAUAACUCUGCAGGAUCUUGUGCACCCUAUGUUUGAAUUCUACUUUUCUGUUUGGAUUCAAUAUUAAACCUAUGGCUGUUCUUUCCAUCUUUCUGUAUCAUUUCACCUUAAGCGCGUUCACUGUCGUUCUUUUUCUGUCGUUCUGUUUGGACUCUUGUCGUUACAGCACACGUUGGAACGCUUCGUAGUUAUUCUAACUUUCUCAAAUCACAGAAUCACAUCAUCAUACAUCCAGCACAGGUGAAGUGUAUUGCUCGAGAAGCGGGAUUUACUCCGUAAAUCUGAUUAUUAUGGUUGGGUUUUAGAAGUCUACGAACAUUCUCUUAAGAGCUGCUUUUAGGUUAUUUGUUCAUAUUUUAGUCUUCUCUCACUGCUUAUUCUUCUGUGUGUUAAUAAAAUGUAUUAUAAUCCAA
This is a messenger RNA of Boleophthalmus pectinirostris (great blue-spotted mudskipper), 5057 nucleotides long. RefSeq names its product protein GPR108. The record is from RefSeq and is a predicted model, not a curated record. Bases 476 to 2311 code for a protein of 611 amino acids. Gene Ontology annotation, cellular component: Golgi apparatus; membrane. Gene Ontology annotation, biological process: transport. The transcript is spliced from 17 exons. Lineage: Eukaryota; Metazoa; Chordata; Actinopteri; Gobiiformes; Gobiidae.